CAACCACGAUGGGAAGGACAAUGCACCACUGGCGAUAAACAGAGUCCAAUCAGUCUGGAGAGAGACAGUGCUGAGACAGAAUGGAGGGUUUUUCCGUUAAGCAGCAGCAUAUCAUUUUCGGAUUACGACAAGCAAGCAGAUGGCACCUUCACAAAUAAUGGACACUCAGUGGAAAUGACAUUGGAAUACAGCGACCCGUCCGCAACCCCUCGAACAGUAGUUUCAUCAGAAGGUUCCUCUACCACAUUUUUGUUUAGAAGUCUACAUUUUCACUGGCCCAGUGAACAUUACAUUAAUGGAAAAAGAUACGAUCUUGAGAUGCACAUGGUACACCAAUCGGAAGACAAUAGGCUAUUGGUUCUGGGUUAUAUGUUC
Messenger RNA from Gryllus bimaculatus (two-spotted cricket), 375 nucleotides. NCBI's taxonomy places the organism in Eukaryota, Metazoa, Arthropoda, Insecta, Orthoptera, Gryllidae. The record is from the annotation of a GenBank genome assembly.